Messenger RNA from Lactuca sativa (garden lettuce), 2025 nucleotides. RefSeq names its product protein FAR1-RELATED SEQUENCE 5-like. Gene Ontology annotation, molecular function: zinc ion binding. Lineage: Eukaryota; Viridiplantae; Streptophyta; Magnoliopsida; Asterales; Asteraceae. The record is from RefSeq and is a predicted model, not a curated record.
AUGUCGAAUUCUAGUGUUAUUGAUGGUGAUUUGUAUUCGUCUAUGAGUGAGAGUGAAGAAGAAGAUGUCGAGAACUCAUUUUUUGAAGGUGGUGAAUCUUCAAGUUCAGUACAUGAUGCAGAAUAUUUUGAUGAUAUAAUUGGAGAACAUGUCUAUAAGCCAGAUGUACCUGUUCAACUUAUUCCAUUUAAGGGUUUAAUAUUCAAAUCAUUAAAGUUGGCUAUCAAAAUGUAUUCUGAGUAUGUUGAAAUUGGUGGUUUUGAUGUUAGACUGAGCACACAGUCAAGGUUUGAUAACAAGAUUAUAAAGAAGAAGCAUGUUAUAUGUAAUCGUGCUGGUAAACAGAAAAAGAAAUCUUGUGACACAUUAGUUUUUCAGUUUGAUGAACUUCACAACCUUCCACUUGAGAAGAGAAGCGAUUUAAAAAAGGCGAGACAAAUGUCAUAUUCAGAAAAAGAGUUUAUUGUGCGUUCUUCCACAUCAAAAAUAGGUCCAACUAUGGCUCAUAAGUUGAGGGCAAGUCUGAGAAGUGGGUAUGAGUUUGUAAAGCCCAAAGUAGUUGACUAUAAAAAUUUAAGGAGAGAUAUCAACAGGGUUAUUGGUUAUAAAGAUGCCCAAAUGAUAGUAAACACAAUGAAUGACCGUCGAGCUCACUAUCCAAAUUACUCAUUUGAGUUUAAUUAUCAAGAUGAUGUUUUGGACUGUAUGUUUUGGGCUGAUGAAAUGGAGAAGACAUAUUAUGCUGAAUUUGGUGAUGCUAUCUCGUUUGAUGCGACUUUUCGAACAAACAAGUAUCGAAUGGUUUUUGUUUCGUUUACUGCUAUUGACCAUCAUAAAAAAUCGGUUAUUGUUGGAUCUGUGUUGCUAAGCAAUGAAAGCAUUGAGUCUUACUCUUGGUUGCUUAAAGCAUUUCUUAAAACUCAUGGGAAAGAGCCAACACUUGUUUUAACCGAUCAAGAUGCUACAAUAAAACAAGUUGUUGAGAAUAUAUCAUAUGAUUUAUUUAUAAACACAGACUUUAGAAAAAGGUUUUCGAAGCUUGUUUGUGACAUUAAUAUGAAACCUGAUGUUUUUGAGGUGAAGUGGGGUUUGCUUAUGAAGGAAUUCAAUCUUGAAGACACAAGAUGGUUUAAAGACAUGUUUACAAUACGUGAUUCAUGGAUACCUGGAUAUUUCAGUGAUAUUCCAAUGUGUGGUUUGAUGAAGACUACAUCGAGGUCAGAGAGUAUGAAUUCAUUCUUUAAUACAUAUUCAGAAAGUGGGAUCUUACUUUUGAAUUUCAUGAUGAAUUACAACACUGCCAUUCAAAAGCAAAGGAAUACUCAACGAGAGCUUGAUAAGGCAUCAAAGAAAGCAUCAUAUAAAAUGCAAACACCUCGAGAAAUAGAACUGCAAGCAUCAAAGGUUGAAAUAAAAGCUGAAGAGAAAGAAAUAAAUUGCAGUUGUGAACAUUUUAAGCGUAUGGGUGUUUUAUGCAGAGAUGCUUUUACAAUAAUGAUGAGAUGUGGUGUUAAAGAAAUUCCUGAAAGGUACAUUUUGAAGAGAUGGAGAAAGGAUGUGAUAUCAAGAAAUUAUCAUUUUAGUUCUGUUCAAUCCGAUUUAGGUGAUUGUGAGAAUGUAAAGCUAGUCAAUGAUUCAUAUUAUAGUUUUGAAUCAUGUUUGGAUAUUGUAAGAGAUGACAAAAAGAGAUUGGCUUUGUUUGCUGAGAAACAACAAAUGUUGUUGAAGGAAUUUGAGAGUGAUUAUAUUUCUACUGGAUUGAAAAGCAAGAUAGAUGGUGAAGUCGUAUGCAAGCUUUUGGGUGUUACUAUUCCUAUUCCAGAAGAGAUUAAUAUUCAUGUUCCUGAAGUUCAAAACAAUAAAGGUUCUGGAAUCAAGAAAAGAAUUCCAAGUGCAUGUGAAAUAGCAUAUGAAAAUUCUAAAAAAGAACAUAGAAUGUGUUCAAGAUGUGGAAAACGAGUUCCACACAAUUUACGUACUUGUUCAGAAAGAGUUGGAGCUGCUAAAUCAGCAAAAGACAGUUAG